This is a messenger RNA of Suillus bovinus, 689 nucleotides long. RefSeq lists its product as uncharacterized. The record is from RefSeq and is a predicted model, not a curated record. The coding region runs from base 167 to 526 and encodes 119 amino acids. The transcript has a single exon. Lineage: Eukaryota; Fungi; Basidiomycota; Agaricomycetes; Boletales; Suillaceae.
CAUAAAUCUGCUUUAGUGGUUACGAUAAGUUGCUACAAGACACGUAACUAAAUUACAUCGUACAGCUAGGUAUUGAAGUCACAUUGGACUUGAACGUUUCAGCAGCGAGGAUGCCGAUGCUUCAUCUCUCGAACUCACAAGUACAUACUUGACCUAACCACUCCAGAUGUUAACUCUUUCGCUUCAAUUUCUUUCCCUCUUCAUGCACAUGCUUUGCCUUUGUUAUCCGGAACGCUGCGAGAAGAUGCACCACCGCAAUACACCUCACAGCUUCGGCAAUGAAAUGCCCUGGGCAUCUAACCCAAUUGCGAGAAAGAUUUCCCUGGAUGAGGUUGACCCUCUCCUUCCAAAACCCAAUAUAGGGUUGGCCGCUAUCGUGUCCGGCAAGUGUUCCGUCCCUUUCAAAGUGCCUUUCUGGUUUAAAGACAUCAGGAUCGUCGUGUCCUUCUCUGGGCAUGUCCCUGAAGAGGCGGCUAAGUUACAAAGCCCAAGACUUGCCAGCAAAUUGAUGCAAAUCAUAUGUUAGGUUGAACGAGAGAGUCUACAGUAAAAUAACGCCACAUUAGUAGGGAUGCAAACAUAGAGGAUCGGCCGAUUAAACUUUUGGAACGAUAUAGCUCCUAAAGACGUCGUCACUUGAUGUUACAUGAAGACUUGUCGGAGCAAUGAGAGUAUCAAAUUUCUCACCA